Messenger RNA from Pungitius pungitius (ninespine stickleback), 5821 nucleotides. RefSeq names its product p21 protein (Cdc42/Rac)-activated kinase 4 (gene pak4). Gene Ontology annotation, cellular component: cytoplasm. The record is from RefSeq and is a predicted model, not a curated record. Gene Ontology annotation, molecular function: protein serine/threonine kinase activity; ATP binding. Gene Ontology annotation, biological process: protein phosphorylation; regulation of MAPK cascade; intracellular signal transduction. Lineage: Eukaryota; Metazoa; Chordata; Actinopteri; Perciformes; Gasterosteidae. The coding region runs from base 229 to 2211 and encodes 660 amino acids. The transcript is spliced from 11 exons.
AUACGCCAAGCUUGUUCGUCUGUUUCCGUGUCAGGUUUCUUUUACGAAGACGUAACGUCGAGAGUUUAAUUUCUUUGCGGAAACAACUUUGUUGCUGCGGAGACUGUUUUUUUGUUUCUCUUAUUCUCUCUUCGAGUUCUUCGUCAUCAGCUGUGUUUCCGACAUGAGAUCAGGUGGAUAGUGCGUCGCUGUGCCUGUGGCUAAAAGUCUGAUGCCACAGCCGCCAUCAUGUUCACCAAAAAGAAGAAGUCUCGCAUCCAGAUUUCCGCUCCAUCCAACUUUGAGCAUCGCGUGCACACAGACUUUGAUGAGCAGGAGCAGAAGUUUGUUGGGCUGCCGCGGCAAUGGCAGUCUCUCAUCGAAGACACUGCCAAAAGGCCCAAACCCUUCAUCGACGCGACCGUCAUCACUACUGUAGAGCCGCGCAAGACAAUUGUACGUGGCAGCAAGCUUGGCGUAGACGGCUCUCUGACCUGGCUGCUGGAUGAGUUUGACACAAUGUCAGUGACUCGCUCCAACUCCCUGCGACGGGGCAGCCCCCCCAUCCAGCCUCGCAAAGACUCCAUCUCCUCAGGAGGAGGGCAGGAGAACGGAGACCCUCCCCACAGACACUACUCGCACCCGGACAGGGACCAACCCGGGGCGGAACACCACCAGAGCGGAGCUGACCUGCGCCAGGGUCCGCGUGCACUGCAUCCUCAGUGGGAUGAGGCGGGUCAGGGUCGUCCCCAGCAGCAGCCCCGGGGCCAGGAGCCCAGUCGGGCCCACAGGGACAGGGAUAGGCCUGCAUCCGGUCCUGCUCCUCCACCACCUCAUAGAGACAGAGAGCAUCGGGAGCGGGGUCAGCUGGCUCACAGGGAUCAACCCGGUGACCUUAGGCCAAAGUCCAGCUACACCGUGCGGGACGGCAGCCCUCAGUCUCCCCGGGACAAGAGGCCUCUCUCCGGGCCCAACAUCCGCACCCCAAACCUGCCAAUGAGUGAGAGCGUGAUGAAGACCACCCAGCAGAGCACACGGCCAUUCAACACCUACCCGAGAGCGGACAGCGAAGGCGGACGGAGCCCCACGGGACAGCCGGUCCGACACCAGGACUCGUCCCCUAAAAACGGCCCCUCCGGCGGCUCCUCCCGAGGCUCCUCCAGCUCUAAGCCCCCUAUAAGCCACCCGCACCCUCAUCACGCUUCCCACCCAAGCCUGGCCCCUGAGUCCACCCAGCACCCUCACACCCAGCACCCCAGCGUUCCGGCCCCACGACCCCCUGCGCCCUCUGGGCCCCCAGCGCCGGGUGCUCCGCCCCAGGGCCGCUCUCCGCAGAGGGAACCUCAGAGGGUUUCCCACGAGCAGUUCAGAGCGGCACUGCAGAUGGUUGUAGAUCCAGGUGAUCCGCGGACCUACCUGGACCAUUACAUUAAGAUCGGGGAGGGGUCAACGGGGAUCGUGUGCAUCGCUACAGUAAAGACCACCGGGAAGCUGGUGGCCGUGAAGAAGAUGGACUUGAGGAAGCAGCAACGCAGAGAACUGCUCUUCAAUGAGGUGGUGAUCAUGCGGGACUAUCACCAUGAGAACGUGGUGGAGAUGUAUAACAGCUACCUGGUGGGAGACGAGCUCUGGGUCGUCAUGGAGUUCCUGGAGGGUGGAGCGCUCACCGACAUUGUGACACACACCAGGAUGAAUGAGGAGCAGAUUGCCGCGGUGUGUCUGUCUGUCCUGAAGGCUUUGUCCGUCCUUCACACACAGGGUGUGAUCCACAGAGACAUCAAGAGCGACUCCAUCCUCCUCACCCACGAUGGCCGCGUGAAGCUGUCAGACUUUGGCUUCUGUGCACAGGUGUCUAAGGAAGUGCAAAGAAGGAAGUCUCUGGUGGGAACGCCUUACUGGAUGGCACCAGAGCUUAUAUCCAGACUGCCCUAUGGACCAGAGGUGGACAUCUGGUCUCUGGGCAUCAUGGUCAUAGAGAUGGUGGACGGGGAGCCACCGUACUUCAACGAGCCGCCGCUCAAAGCCAUGAAGAUGAUCCGAGACAACCUUCCCCCCAAACUGAAGAACCUGCACAAGGUCUCCCCUCUGCUCAAAGGCUUCCUGGACAGAAUGUUGGUGCGAGAUCCGUCUCAGAGGGCCUCGGCCAACGAGCUCCUCAAACACCCCUUCCUGACAAAGGCGGGGCCGCCGCCCUGCAUUGUCCCUCUGAUGCGGCAGAACCGGAUGAGAUGAGACGCUAAAUAUCGAGACCUCUGGACCCUCGAGGGGUCAGCGCUCGCAAGAUCAGCUUGACCGGAAUACUCCUGCACACAGAGGGACGGCCCUCAGAGGUCAUAGGACGGGAGGUCUGUGCUGUGAGCUGCCACGAGCAAACUGCACCUGCAGGAGUAUUCUUUUCUCUUUCAGGAAUCACUGAACUGUGGGAAGUGUACUCCACUAAUAAGAGGCAAUAAGGUGUGUGUGUGUGUGUGUGUGUGUGUGUGUGUGUGUGUGUGUGUGUGUGUGUGUGUGUGUGUGUGUGUGUGUGUGUGUGUGUGUGUGUGUGUGUGUGUGUGUGUGUGUGUGUGUGUGUGUGUGUGAGUGAGAGAGCCACAACUUGUCCAUCGAGUGACUCAAAUGUUUUGCUUUUAAAAGACGUGGAAAGAUUCUGGCCCUUCGUAUUUUUCCAUUUUGACCAUUCCUGGAUUUUAGGUGUGAAGUUGGGGUUUUGCACACCAAUCAGAAUGCUUCAAAGGAGACGUGAGCCUGUUGGCUGAAUUUUUUAGAGACUGGAUUGUCGUAUUUUUGAAUCUCACUGUUCUGGCGCUCUGGGAGCCGGAGCUUCUCACUACAAAGGCCCCCAGACUCGGACACUACCCUCGUCACCCCCACAACCUACUACUGAGGGAGAAACACUUUGGACUCACUGAGUCACAGACCUUUAUUUUGUCAAUUCUAACUUCCUGUUGUAAACACGCAAACAUACACUAAGUCAAAAGGUAAACACUGGAGUUGUGUUGUUGUUUUUUACAGAUGAAUUUUACUCUAAUUUCCUGUUUCCAUGUGUAAGUACAAUGAACAUAGAGAGAUAUAUUAGUUUUGCUAUCUCAAGUUUGUGAUUGUUUUGUUGUUGUUGUUGUUAUUAUGAUUUGUUUCCUGGUUUGUUUUAGAUAGAUGUGAUGAAUUGUAAAGCACUGUCUACUAGAACAGGAAAUCCAACACUAGGCCUUUAGUUGUUGUGUAGCCCAGACAUGACUAGUCGACUCUGGCAAAAUGAAAGGACAAUGACAAACUCUCUUGCCACUUAAUAGAUGGCAAAGUCCUUCCCCCUUUUUACCAAUGUUUUAAGAAGAGAAGACUUACUAUUCCAACCCACGGAGGUAGCUUGCGUUAAAAAGAAACCGGUUCUUCUCCUGUAGCUUUUAGACAAUGAGUGAGUUGUUAGUUGACUUCAUUCUGUAUUUCACGUGCUUCCUCGUAACAUCGUAGCUCCCCUUCAACUGUGGCUGCUGUUUCCAGUCAUGUGUGUUCUCAUCAAUGUUUGUUUUCCAAGUCAAUCCAUCUAGCUGAGUUCCUGAAUCCACCUCAUACUGCAGGUGUGUUAUUUAUUAACCAUAACUUGUGGGUGUGUAUGUGUGCGCGUUAAUAAUCUGAGGCUGAAUGACAAUCGGAAGUAGUCGUGCUGGUUCCUUUUGGGCUCUGAAGGAAUAGUCUUCACUGUCACAAUCUGCGUAUAUUGAUUCAUCUCCUUUUAUCCUUAGUUGCAUAACAAACGGGAGCUGGUGUGCUGUAUGGUUAGAGACCUGUAGAGUAAUCAGGCCGGUGAGGGAGUAGAAAGCACAUCGGAGGUUUUAAGAAUAGGGAAAAACUCACAAGGUUGUGUGUCUUGUGUGUCAGGGAACUAGUAAAAUUUCCCCCACAGGAAAAAGUGUUAUUGAUGUGAGUAAAAUGUCAUGGCCAUUCUUUUUCAAGCUUUAAUGCUUUCAGAACAAUAGUGUGAACCCACAUCGGCCUUCAUCACUGUCUAACAUCCAGCAUCAUCAGAGUAUCUAUCUGCCACAUAACCAAAAUAUUGAUUCAAAAUCAUUACACCAUCACUAAACAUCAUUUUCACAUCAAUUUUUUUUGUGCAUCAUAAUAUUCUUGCCCAGCUAGUCGUUUUUUUAAACUCUUAACAACAAAAAUCUGCCAAUAUUGGUUCUCGAUUUUUAUUCUCCAAAUACUUACUGUCCUCUUGAUAAAUUCUUGACGGCAUUCUCUAAACACGACCCCAGAUAAUCUGUUGUUUUCACAGGUGGCCGAGUGCUGUGUUAAUGCCACCUCCUCCAACGGCAGCUUUCCUUUCAUUAUCAGUGACAAAAUCCCCCAAGCAGUUUCAUAGUGAGCUACAUUUCUCCUGUGUGUGCGCUUGCGUGUGUGUGUGUGUGCGUGCGUGCGUGAGCUCAUGUCCACGUGCUCACACACACGGCCUUGCCUUAACUUUUACAAGCACUGCUCGACUGACUAAUGAGUCCGACUCGACACUACGACUGUUGGAGAAAAGGAGACUUCUUGCACGCCAGGAGAAACUCUUCAUUCCCUUUGAGGACACUUUGUUGGGGCAGAGGACGUUCCCUGGUCUGGCCUCGAGGUCACUGCUCCGCUCACAUCGGCACACCAGGACUUCCACGAGUCGAUUUGUUGAUGAGCAGCUCCUUGUGCCGCCGUCCAGGGUUCAGUGCCUCGCUCUGCCGCAUCCAGGCAAACAGAUGUGGUUUCCACAGAGACCACGUGGUCACUGAGCUCGUUGACCACCCUUUAAAGUACGCAACAGAAAACCGUUUAGAUUCUCUCCUUUUUUUGGAAUUGAAAAAUAAUUUUUGUUGCCAUUUAACAUGUUUCGUCAAACAUGGGAUUGCAACUGCUCCUCCACCAUCUUGUUUUUGUUCAUUUCACUGGCGUUAAAAAAAACAAUAGAAUUCACUUUGCAAAUGUUUUUUCACAAAUACAGAUUUUAUAAAAGUCAUCCAGGGUGUGUGUGUGUGUGUGUGUGUUUUUCCUUUGUACCUGUGUGCUCUCAGCAGGCGGAUGAGGCUCUUCGCUCUUAACAAUGCGUUAAACUGGCCGAGGCUCGACCCUAAAAAAUAUGUCCAAAUAAGCUCUAAUGCUCCUUACAGACUAGACGGUAGAAUGUUUUAGGACACCAGAGACCUCUGUGAGGGGGUGUAUUUAUGGUGGAAAUGAAAUUGUUGUCUGCCUUCCCAAUCGCAUGCAUUUUAGUGUUAAUACUUAUUGCAGUAUGUAUCGACAAUGUCCUGGGAUAUUCAGAAUGUUAAAUCUGGUCCUCACCUAUUUGCAUUUUUUUCAGUGCGUUGAGCUGUCAGCAUCAACCUUUAAGUUUGUAUGAACUUAUUUCCACGGUGUCCGAUGAUGAGUCAUGCCUCAACCCAGCUGAGUAAUUAAAGGUGUGAACGGAUCACCCUCAUGAGCUGUAGAUUGGGUAUCAGUUUUUUCUUUUUCUCUGCUGUCUCAGAGCAUUGGGCAGGAACACUUGUAUUUUUAGCACUUCCAGCCAUGCAGUGGAAGUUACUCAGCUGCGGCGUUUACUGGUAACCGUGCGCUUGAAGGGCGGGUCCCCUCUUAACAAUGACUCCUAUUACAGACCACAGGACAGAUGUGUUACUAGUGCAUGUGUGUGAAUCUCGCAAGAAUUGAAAGUAAAAAAAGCUAGUUUUGCAUUUCUUUGGUGGAUAAUUACAGUUUAAUGUGUCAUUCUGGGUUGGUGUUAUUCUCUUUUAUUUUUUUGUAGGUGCAACAAACGAUACAUGGAGGACAUAUGUAUAUUGGCCUGUUGAAAAACCCUAAUAAACAAAUGAGUAACUUC